This is a messenger RNA of Linum trigynum, 1101 nucleotides long. The record is from the annotation of a GenBank genome assembly. Lineage: Eukaryota; Viridiplantae; Streptophyta; Magnoliopsida; Malpighiales; Linaceae.
CUCAUAAUCCAGUGACCAUUUCGGUAAUUAAUGAUCCUCGAAUGAAUAACCCAUAUGAAACCAGUCCAGUUGUGGCCAAAACCGAUCAAAUAGUGGGGGUGGAAUAAUGAGAAUAGUAGGAUUGACGGGAGGAAUCUCGUCCGGGAAGAGCACCGUCUCCAAUCUUUUCAAGUCCCAUGGUAUUCCGGUCGUCGACGCCGACGUCGUUGCUCGGGAUGUUCUGAAGAAGGGAACAGGAGGCUAUAGAAGAGUUGUUGGUGCAUUUGGGGAAGAUAUUUUGCUACCCAAUGGAGAAGUUGAUAGGGCUAAGCUUGGCCAGAUUGUUUUCUCCGACCCUGGAAAGCGCCAGCUUCUUAACAGGUUAUUGGCUCCCUACAUAUCCUCUGGGAUCUUUUAUGAAGUUCUGAAGCUAUGGCUAAAAGGUAACAAGGUCAUUGUUCUCGAUGUUCCUCUUUUAUUUGAGGCCAAGAUGGAUAGGUGGACAAAGCCGACUGUUGUUGUAUGGGUGGAUCCAGAGACACAGUUACAGCGGCUUAUGGCGAGAGAUGGCAGUAAUGAGGAGGAUGCUCGAAAUCGGAUAAAUGCUCAAAUGUCCCUUGAUCAGAAACGGUCGAGGGCCGACAUUGUGAUCGACAACACUGGGUCAUUAGAGGAUUUAGAAGAAAAUUUCAGGAUUGUUUUAGUUCAAGUCACGAGGCCAUUGUCGUGGACCGAGUUUUGGCUUUCGAGACAGGGAGCUCUGGUGUCUCUGCUUUCCAUUGUUAUUGGAGUAGUCGGUGGCAAAAAUCUCUACAAGGCAUCAUUAUAAAGAAACCUCAUAGUUCAUCCGGAUACUUGCAAGUACUUGCGUGCUCAUGCUGUAUACUGAAACACUUAAUUCUAUUUGGCUUCCUGCUAGUUGGGAACAAGGUGUUGUUUGGGCGAAUUCGGGACCUUAAACCUUGAUUUAUGCUUGCUUCUUAACUUGUUCUUCUAAAAUAGCUUUUCGUUGGUGGAAUUUGUUUGUGGCUACUGUAUAUUAAGCCAUAUUGCUGCUGUUGGGAACUGGGGUGAUGCAGAGAAGGAAAGCGUGUAUGGCAAAUUGGCAAUGUUCAGGUGAUA